Paralichthys olivaceus (Japanese flounder) is the source of this 2770-nucleotide messenger RNA. RefSeq names its product interleukin-1 receptor-associated kinase 3 (gene irak3). Gene Ontology annotation, cellular component: plasma membrane. The record is from RefSeq and is a predicted model, not a curated record. Gene Ontology annotation, molecular function: protein binding; ATP binding; protein kinase activity. Gene Ontology annotation, biological process: signal transduction; protein phosphorylation. Lineage: Eukaryota; Metazoa; Chordata; Actinopteri; Pleuronectiformes; Paralichthyidae.
AGGGUGGGAGUUUCCGUGUUUGAGUAACCUCAGCGGGGCUGUGGGUGUUCGAGACCGAGCUAGUGUCUGUGUGAGAAUCGGCGGACGUGGACAUGGACCCCGACACUUUGCUCUACGAUGUCCCCCCGGCUGUGCUGGAGAGCUUCCACAGGAUCAUGGACGGCGGAGGGGACACGCUCGGGUGGCGAGGACUGGCUGUCCGAAUCCUCCCCAGCUACUUAGAACUUCGCAUGCUGGAGCGCUUGGAGGUGGCAGGUAGGAGUCCCAGCAGGGAGCUGCUGUGGUCCUGGGCCCAGCAGAAUACAAGGGUGCGGGACCUGCAGAAGGUGCUGCAGGACAUGGGCCACCUCAGGGCCCUGCAGCUCUUCGAGGGUCCAGCUGAAGUUUCAGAAUCACCUUUGCCUCCCAGCCAUCAACGAGCAGAGUCCAAAGGGCAGACGUCAGCAGCUGAAGUGAAGUCAGAGGUGAGCCCCUCGAGUCAACCUUCAAAUCUCAUGUGGUCGGCAGCAGGAAACAAGCCACUCGUACUCACUUUGCAAGACGUCAUAGAAGGAACCCGGGGUUUUCAUCCUGAAACGAGAAUCGCGGGAGGCAGAUUUGCUAACGUCUACAGAGCACGGAUUGGAAAUAAUACAUUAGCAGUGAAGCUUUUCAAGCAGAUAAACGGUGUGUCCUGGAGGAAGCUGUGGGACGCCUUCAAAAAAGAAAUGGAGGUUCAUCACAUGUAUCAACAUCCGAACAUAGUGGAGCUGCUGGACUGUUUCUCCGAUGAGGACCACUACUGUCUGGUCUACCCAUACCUCCACAACGGAUCACUUUAUCACAGACUGCACCGACAGGAUGGAAAGCCCCCACUGUUUUGGGAGGAGCGUCUCACUAUCAUCAAGGGAAUUGCAAAGGCUUUGCAUCACCUCCAUUUGGCCCAGCCCUGCCCAGUGAUCUGUGGCAACAUCUCCAGUGAGAACAUACUCUUAGAUGACGCCCUGCAGCCCAAGCUGUCUGACUUCGGGUUGGCCCGUCUACGUCCUUAUAAAGCCAGUCAGCAGUGCACCAUCACUCUCGAGACGGAUUACCACAGCAACCUGGGAUACCUCCCUGAGGAGUACAUCCGCGACGGCAAGCUCUCCUUCAGCCUGGACGUUUACAGCUUCGGAAUGGUCAUUAUGGAAACAGUGACAGGAAGGAAGGUCAUAGACGAUCCUCCCAAACGAACACUGCUGAGAGACUUGAUAGUCACAGAGGUGGAGGACAGUGGUGGUGGUGUGGACUCUUGUCUGCAGUUUUUGGACAAGACGGCCGGUUGUUGGCCGACAGCAAUGGUCGUCAGCCUCCUGGGUCUGGCCUUGGACUGCACUGCAAACCGCCCCCGCCACAGACCAAGCAUGGAGAACAUACUUCUGGCACUGAGCCAGCUGCUCCCUCCGCCCAGAUGCCCGCUGGCCGACCAACCCCGCAGCCUGCAUGACGGAGCCGCUGUUGAUGCCCCACAGAGCGCCUCAUCCUCCAUACCCGUGGAGCACGAUGAGCAGCACAGCCCCCUUGCCUCUCCGGUGCUCACAGGGCCCUGUGAGUACAGCCAGUCAGAGGUGACAUAUCUGAGUGACAUUAUGGGUGCCCAUGGCGAGGCAGCCCCCGACCUGUACAACAGCAUGCCCGUGGAGUGCAGCUGCUCGGCCGAGGCAGCUGGUCAGGUCUGUGAGGACUGCAGGGCCAACAGGAUCACCCACGACCUCGCAGAGGGACCUCGGUAUCCCAGUGUGGUGGAAAACGAAGCCAAGGGCAGGCUGAUGAAUAAACUGAGUCUGUACAACCAAGGGCUGAUUCACACAGAGGAACUGUUCUCUGAGGCUGGGCUGCAGUAGAGGGCAGAAUUCCUGUUACGGUCCCGACAACGUUUCUGUGCACUGAUCGGAGUGUGUGUGUGUGUGUGUUUCUGUCUGUUAGCUCCUGUAGCCUCCCUGUAAGCUUUUGUAUAUAGCUCAUACAUGGUAAUACCAUGUUUCUCAGGUAAUCUGCUCAUAAGUGCACAGCUCUAAGUUUAUUAGUUCACACCUGGCAUUAGAGUGUGUCUCUACAUGGGUCUCCUGUGACUGGACCUCUCCACUGUAUAUGCAAAUACAUAAGUACAUUAUUAUUGAAGUGUAUUUAUAUGAAUAUAAAAGGCAUUCUUGCCUAUAUUUGAUCAUGACAGUAUAAAGGUGACAUGAAAUUGGCUGAGAGAGUAAAGGAAAUGACAUGUUUCCGAUUGCAAAGACCAAAUAAUGUUAUUGUUUUUGGCCGGGUGAGGGCAGCAAUCCACCACCUGUGCCUCCUUCUGCAGGAGAAAUUGAAACAGUGCAGAAACAGUACUCAGUGGAGUGUAGUGGAGUGUGUACCUCAAAACAAUCCUUCUGUCUUGUUCUUAUGAUAAUUAAGUUUAGGAUCCAUACAGCUGCCAGCCACCAGGGGGCGAUCCAAAUAAUCUGGCCUCACUUUUAGGGAGCUGUCAUGUCAUCCAUUUGUAUAUACAAUUUACAUACUGUCAAAAGAAACCAGAGAACAUCACAGUGAUAGAAGUAUUAUAAUCAUCGUUAUUAUUAUUACUGUUACAACUGGCAUUUUUAGAAUGAUUGCCACUACUGUUAUCAGCAUUAUUAUUUUUCCGUUAUGAUCUUCAACAGGUUACUACCACUAUAACUUAUUUUCUGAAUCAAGAGAGGCUCUGUAAAGAUUUUUUUUUCAAUGAGAACGUCUCUGUUUGUACCUUUUCCUUAACUGACCCUGAUGCAUU